CAGGCGGAGCGGAGGACAGUGUGCGCCGAGAAGGCUCAGGGUGGCUGGUCGGAUGGUGAGGACGUCUGGACAAGUCCCGCAGAAAACUUGAGAGGGGGGCAAAAGUCCAGCCUGAAUGAGAGGCAGGCACUGUGGAAGUUCAUGUGCUCGGAGCGUGCUGGGAACUAAAUCACAUGGCAUUUUAAAAGACAUGCUCCAAAGAUGGCGGUGGUACUAGGGACGAGAGUUUCAGGUGCCUCCGGAGUGCAAAAAAGUGGGUUUGUGGAGGUUUUGGUGCGGGAGCGGUGGCACAAAGUUUUGGUCAACUUAAACGAGGAAGCGCUCACGUUGAGCUGCGAGGAGAGCAGCGUUACAGACAGCGUGAGCGACAAUGUCAACUCCAACGGCGUUACCAACGGAUCUUACCUUGACAACAACAAUACCAACUCCAACAACGGUCCCCAAACUGUGCGCACCGCGUUCACGGACCUCCCGGAGCGAGUGCCCGAGGCGAUCGCCAACAGGAAGCGGUGCGUCAAGGUGACAAAGCAGGAGAUCGGGGGUCUCGGGAUUAGCAUCAAGGGAGGAAAGGAGAACAAAAUGCCGAUACUCAUCAGUAAGAUUUUCAAGGGGCUCGCAGCGGAUCAAACCCAGUCCCUGUACGUGGGGGACGCCAUCCUGUCCGUGAACGGCAUGAACCUGCGGGAUGCGACCCACGACGAGGCUGUGCAGGCGCUGAAACGGGCCGGGAAAGAGGUGACACUGGAAGUGAAGUACAUGCGUGAGGCCACGCCUUACGUCAAAAAGGGCUCCCCUGUGUCGGAGAUCGGCUGGGAAACACCUCCUCCAGAGUCUCCCCGCCUCGGCAGUCCCCCCAUCACCUCUUCCUCUUCCUCUUCCUCCUCAUCAUCUGACCCCCCGAGCUCUCCCACCCAGCCCUCCCUGUCUCUGCAGGGCGACAGGAGGUGUAUACCACUCAAGAUGUGUUAUGUCACCCGAGCCAUGACCACAGCAGACCCUGAGAAUAGACAACUGGAGUUGCACUCCCCCGACGCCAGGCACACCGUUGUGCUGCGCUGCCCGGACCAACCAUCUGCCCUGUCCUGGUUCUCUGCCAUGCACGCCGUCACAUCCUCACUGGCACAGCGGGCACUGGCAGAGGUCAUCCAGAACACCGCCAGGAUGGAGGUGGCUGGCAGCAAAGAGAUACGACACCUGGGGUGGCUGGCAGGGAAGACGGAGAGUGAAAAGCAGAGCUGGAAGCCCGCGUUGGUCGUGGUGACGGAGAAAGACCUGCUGCUGUAUGACAGUCUACCACGAGGCAAAGAGGCCUGGCAGAGCCCUGCACACACUUAUCCACUUUUAGCAACACGUCUGGUUCAUUCUGGCCCUGAUCGGGGGUCGCCUCACUCUGGCACGGAGUUGUUCUUUGCCACACGGACCGGCACACGACUCGGCAUCGAGACUCAUCUGUUCAGGGCCGAGACCACCAAGGACCUGUCCCUGUGGACCAGACAGAUAGUCAACGGAUGUCACGCCUCAGCCGAGAUGAUCAAAGAGGUCACUACAAGUUGUUUAUACCAGGGUCAGGAGUGCCGGCUGGUGAUUCACUACGAGCAGGGCUUCUCUGUGCAGGCUGACCCCACACUGGGAGACGGGAAGAACGUGGAGGAGAGAGGCGCUCACACUCCUAACAGUCACCGGAUGCUCCUCUCAUACCCGUAUGAAAAACUGAAGAUGUCAUCAGAUGACGGAGUACGCAUGCUCUUCCUCGACUUUGGAGGGAAGGAGGGCGAGAUUCAACUGGACCUCCACUCAUGUCCGAAGCCGAUCGUCUUCAUCCUCCACUCUUUCCUCUCUGCUAAGAUCUCUCGUCUGGGUCUGGUGGCCUGACUUUGAAAAGGGACAUUUCAUCUCCUUUGAAAUAAGAAAUCAACCUUGAUUAGCCGCCUCUCUGCAGCCUGCAUGCAGUACUCCUCAUCAAACUCCUCCAAUUGGGGACCCAAGCUGAGUGAAUGUAGCCUCUACCUGGAAAUUGACCUUUUUUGGGUCUUCAACUCCAAGUUAAAGAAACACUGGAGAGAGCAACCAAGAUUUGUUUUGCUUGGUAUGACAAGGACAGAUUUCUUCGGGAUAAACCUCCCUUUUAGGGCUGAAUACACUGAAGUGUUGACUGGAGAACUACAGAAGGAAAACAUAGACUGAACCAGAAGUAGAAGAAGAAGACUGAUGUAUACAGGCAGAAAGGAGCAGAUUGGGCAUUACUGUCACGUCCAGGAUUGGAAGGACUGGACUUGUGCAGCACAGUUGAGAUGAAUUCACUUUUAAUUCAAUCAAAAUGUUACGGCAAACUGCCUCCCAUUUACCAAUUAAAUAAUUUAUUCACCGUUAGUUCUGAAAGGACACUCUGAAUUUCACUCAGUCAUUUUUCUUCACCAAAUAUUUGACACACUGUGGAAAAACUUUGUGCGUUUGUCUUUGUUAACGUCUCCUGAAAUGUUUUGUUUGCUGCGUCAGCGUUUAUCAUCAAAACGGCAGGGUAGAGUCACCUGGAGAGUUUCCCACAAUGUGACAAACAUUUCAUAAUGUCAUAGUAUUCUAUUAACAGGUCGCAUAUGGUGACCUUCUGGUGGUAAAACUAUUUCAGUGUUUGACUUAUUUGACAUUGAACUUAAGUGUUAAUGCCCAAAAAUAGAACUCAAUUAACAAGAAUAAAAAAGGUUUAAAAUUACAAAAACCAAGAGAAAAAGAAUGGCUGAUAAAAACUUUGGAUCCAGGUUUGUGUGAUACACUUUCCACAGAGAUAUUACAAGUAAUUAAUGUGUAUAAACGUUUAUGAUAAGGAUAAAAGUGAUUAGCGUAGUUGAAGGAAUAGUAAGAUCUCUGAUCUUCAAGAUAAUACACCUUUUCACAUUUCUAGCAGAGAUUCAAAUGAACAUGUAAAACAGCAGCAAGGAGCUGGUUGGCUUAGCUUAGCUAAAUGACAAAUGGAAAAAAAGUGGAUACAGCUAGCCCUUUUCCAGUGAAAAAGAAAUCCACUUACAAGCCCUUCUAAUUAACUCAUUUUGUAUUGACAACAAAUGAAUCUGCACAUGAUCACACUUUGGUUAUUGUACCGAAUAAUGAAAUAAGACUUCACAUGCUAAUUCUCUGAGUGUUUAUGGUGCAAACAGGUGGAUUUAGAGACCUUUGGAUCCUGAUAAGCUGUUUACUUUUUCCCAGUAAUUAUGCCUACCAGCUACUGGCUAUAGCUUUGUAUGUAUCAUUUUUUUUGGCUGCUUCUCUAAUUAGCAAUACAGUGGAUAAGCAUCAUUUCCCAGUUUGCUUUUGCACUCAUCUAAGGGUCACAAGAUAUCAGACGUUACCGUGUUCAUUCCUCAUUUAAAUCAGGGUGAGAGUUUGAAUGAUUAAUGAUUGCAAGGAUAAUUAACAUUAUUGUAACCAUUUGUUUCACUUUAAAAAAAAAAGAUCAUGUUUGCCUGGUCACGUUUCACCCCAACAAUCAAACAACUGCCGUGUGUAUUUCUAAUUUUCAUAUUGUAAUGUGAAACUCAAUCAAACAAUCACCAUGUACUAUUUAUCUUUAAUCAUGACGUUUCCAUCAAAGGAGCCUUCAGUGUUUCUGUAGACCUGCCGUAGCCAGAGCAGGACUUUAUGUUGUACUGAGACGUCUCUGACAUGGCUGGCUGCCAGGUCCAUUCCUCGUGCCUUCAGAUGACUUAGAAGAAAACAUUUGAACUUUGAAAUAAACAAAUCACAGAGAUGACUGAUGGAGCGUGGACCAACAAUGUUCUUUCUAUGAUGGCUGUAUUCCUUUUCGGUUUUGAGCACAGAAAUACUCCACCAGCAGUGAUUUUGUGAUUCAUCUCUUCAUUAAAUGACACAUUGACACAUUUCCAAUCAUCAUCUGCAGUCACACUGUGAAGAAUGAUUUACACAUUAUAUUUCUAACACGCUGUAGAAGAACUAUCGCCGGUUUUCGUUGAUACUAGAAGUAAUAGAAGGUAAUGUAACACUUUUUGUUCAGCCAAGAAUCCAGCACUUAAUGAUAACCUCAAUCAGAGAGAUGCUCUUUGAGUUAAGGCUGCUUUGAUAUGUAGAAUACUCUGAUGCCUUUGGCAGCUACUGUACUGUCACUCGGAAUGAGAAAGUUUAGUUUUUAAUGCAACGGUGCACAUAAAUCAUGUAUUUAACAAAAGUGACGUGAUGCGGGUGUUUUUGUGUUCACUUGUCAUUUAUUCAUUUCUCAUCCAGGGAAAAAUGCAAAUCAGCAGAGACAGCUUGGAAAAUAGCCUUGGGAGAGUUUAAUUUUCACUUCAUUCAAAUUAAAAAGUGAAUUACUUCUUCA
Messenger RNA from Labrus mixtus (cuckoo wrasse), 4327 nucleotides. It is a transcript of the gene sntb1, whose product is annotated as syntrophin, basic 1. The coding region runs from base 202 to 1872 and encodes 556 amino acids. The transcript is spliced from 8 exons. Gene Ontology annotation, molecular function: structural molecule activity; protein binding. The record is from RefSeq and is a predicted model, not a curated record. Gene Ontology annotation, cellular component: synapse; intracellular anatomical structure; dystrophin-associated glycoprotein complex. Lineage: Eukaryota; Metazoa; Chordata; Actinopteri; Labriformes; Labridae.